GCAACGCGUUCGGUCGGCCAUAUUGUGAGCUCCAUACUGUGCAAGUGCGUGCGUGCGUGUGUGUGCGUGUGUGAGUGUGCGGCAACGAAAGCGGAAGCGGAAGUGCAGCACAAGCUGUUCAACUGUACAAACUGUUGCUUUGGCUGUCGGCGUCGGCGUCGGCAACGGCAGUCGCCAGUCGCUAGUCGGCAACGUCGGCAUCGUUAGUGUUUAUUGUUGAGCUGCUCCUGAUGCGCACCAAGUGUGUCGUAACGCAAUUAAGACAAUUAGUAAACUUAAUGUUCGGCAAUUGCAAACAAGUUAUAAACUGAAGACCACACUACGAAUACAUAUAAGAAAUGAAAAUGCAUCAUCAUCAACGCCAUUACCAACGACAACAACAACAAGAGCAGCAACAGGAAGAGUAAGCAAUUGCUGAGAUGGCACAGCAGCAACAUAGCUGGGAUGGGGGCGAGUAUGCUGGGCAUAGUCAAGGACAUCCGCAUACGCACGCCCACUCGCGCGGACAUCAGACGCAUAUGACGCCCGCACGGGCCGUCAGCAAUCCGCUGCCCUACCAGGGAGCCACGCCCAAAUCGCCCAGAAGCUAUCAUGCGCCGCCCUCUGUGUAUGCCACGCCCACACAGACAACAUCAGGCGGUUACGCCUAUGGCGGCAGCUACGAACCGCAACCGCCGCGCAGUCCCAAGAUAACCACCACCUAUGCCAACGACAGCUGCGAGGACGGCAGCCUGUCCACGCCCUCCUCCUACUAUCAGACGCCCACCUCGGGCUCCAUCGACGACUCGAGCUCGCUGCUCAGCGGUCACACAGCCGCGCGCAGUCCCAAGUCCCCUUGCAAGUUUGUCUUUGAUGCGGUCAGCCCCACCCCGGGCCAGGACCAGGCAGCCAAAAAGUUCGAAUACUACGAGCCCAUUUCCCCCGACGACGGCUCCUUGUACUACGAGCCACCCAGCUCGCCCAGACGGCAGCAGCACAAGGAGCAGCAACAGCAGCAGCUGCCACAGUUAACCACAACAGGCGCCAGCAGCAAGCGACGCCGCGAUGAAUGGGAGCUGCCGGUCAUAACCAAGAUAGAUGCGCGUAGUCUCAAUGCAGCCGCCGCCGCCAACGCUGGUGGCUACUAUGCACUCAAGCGGGACUCCUGCGUCACCGACUGCACACAGCUGUCCAUGGAGUCGGAGGACGCGCGCACGCAGCAUACGAACACCACGACGACCACUAGCUUCAGCUACACCGAUACGGAUGCGCCGGCAGCGUCGUCGCAGCGCCAGCUGCAGCGUCAGCGUCGCCACGCCAUCAAUAUAACAUCCAAUCCGGGCUAUCAAGUGCUCCACAGCUCACACUCCACGCUCGAUCGCACCUGCUCGGACAGCGUCGUCUCGCUGCGCUAUCGCAAGUCCACCAGCGAUCUGACCCAGGAUGCGGAGCACGAGCUCAGCGGCUGCAAGCCCGCCAAGCCCAAGCGCGAGAAUGUCGAGUACAAGCCCCGACGACGUGGCAGCUCCAAGGGCGGCCUCGCCUACUUGGCCAGCCGCCGCAGCUCGCGCGAGUCCAUGAAGAGCGCCUGCUCCAAUGCUUCCAUAUUCUCCAACGACGAUGUUGGCCCGCUGGCCUUUCAGAACUCCAAUCGCGGCCGCCAGCGUCGCACUUCCAAUUUUCUCGAGUUGCCAGUGCCAGAUCAUGUGCGUCCACGCGUCUGCUCCUUGCCCGAACGUCCAUACAAUCCACGCGCCAGCGACGAUCUCUAUCGGCUGCGUCACUUCUCCAUAAGCAAGGGCAACGUGGUCAACUGUGGCGACUCCAUCAUCUCGCGCAGGUCGCGCAGCAACACUAGCGUCAAUUCUACGAACAGUCGCGCCAGCGAGCGCUCACCCUUUGAGGGCAGCUGCUGUGGCGCCGGAUAUGCCAACGUGGACUCGCUGCCCGCCUCGCCGGACGAGUCGGAGAAUCUGGAUCCGCCGCCGCCGGCGCGCUAUCGGGUCGUCAUGCUGGGCGAUGCGGGCGUGGGCAAGACGGCGCUGGUGAAUCAGUUCAUGACUUCGGAGUAUAUGCACACCUAUGAUGCGAGCCUAGUUUUAGACGAUGAGUUCGGUGAGAAGACGGUCAGCGUGCUGCUGGACGAUGAGGAGUCCGACAUGGUGUUUAUUGAUCAUCCCAGCGUCGAGAUGAGCGUUGAGAAUUCUCUCUCCACCUACGAGCCGCACGGCUGUGUGGUGGUCUUCUCUGUGGUGGACAAGGGCUCGUUUCGCAUUGCCGAGGAAAUCAUCAAUUAUCUCUGGCAGGAGAACUACACCAAGGACAAGGCGGUCAUACUGGUGGGCAACAAGGCGGACCUGGCGCGUGCUCGCCUAAUUACGUCACAGGAGGGCAAAACAUUGGCCGCCUCACGCGACGCCAAAUUUAUUGAGACGUCCAGUGGCAUUCAGCACAAUGUCGAUGAGCUGCUGGUGGGGAUAUUGAAGCAGAUGCGCCUGAAGGAGACGCGCGAGAAGAAGGCGAGCCAAACCAAAACCAAAAUGAAGACCUCACGCACACACAUAUCGUUGCAUCUGGCCAAGGAAAUCCUGCAAAAAAUCUGCCUUAGCGACAUUUCCAAAUCAAAAAGCUGUGAAAAUUUGCAUGUCCUUUAAACAGAAAGAAAAUCAUAAGCAAAUUGUAGCUAAUUUUCUGGCAUUUUGCAUACAGUAUGCGUAUAAAGUUAUGUUACACAGAGAAA
Drosophila busckii is the source of this 2719-nucleotide messenger RNA. RefSeq lists its product as uncharacterized. The record is from RefSeq and is a predicted model, not a curated record. The transcript is spliced from 7 exons. Gene Ontology annotation, cellular component: plasma membrane. The coding region runs from base 420 to 2633 and encodes 737 amino acids. NCBI's taxonomy places the organism in Eukaryota, Metazoa, Arthropoda, Insecta, Diptera, Drosophilidae. Gene Ontology annotation, molecular function: GTP binding; GTPase activity; calcium channel regulator activity.